CUUACAUACUAAUCUGUACUGACAACCAUUAUAAGCUAAUGAGUGGGCUAUCAAGGAGAAACCAUGAUGCAGAAUCAGAACUGGAGAAAAAACUGCAACAACGGAGAACCGUUGAUUAUUUCACACCUGUCGGGAAAUACAUGAUCACUAAGAACGUGUACAACCGUAGACGUCGACGUGCGCUUCCCAUUGGAUCAAUACGACCAGCAGCCUCAUAUGUCACUGACCUGCCACCAUCAUUGAUAUCUUCACCGUCGAUUGUGGAUUUGAGCAGCAAAUUUGUGCACAUUUCAACAAAUAAAUCCAAACACGCCAUCCAUGCAGUGAAAUGGACGCCCGAUGCAAGAAGAGUUCUCGUGUCGUCUUAUAGUGGGGAAUUCACGCUUUGGAAUGGGUUAACGUUUAAUUUUGAGUCUAUUAUGCAAGCUCAUGAUGUGCCCAUCUUUUCAUUGGAAUAUUCUCACAGUGGUAAAUGGCUGCUUAGUGGAGAUAUGUCAGGCUGUAUCAAGUUUUGGCAACCAAAUUUCAACAACGUCAACAUUCUCUCCAAGGCACACGAGAAUACAGUCGGCGAAUUAGCCUUCUCGCCAAAUGACUCGAAGUUCUUAAGUUGUUCAGAUGACCAGACGCUGAAGGUGUGGGAUUUUAGUACUGCCACCGAGGAGUGUACGCUGAAGGGUCAUCAUUGGGAUGUUAAGGGUUGCGAUUGGCAUUCGUCACUUGGUUUGGUCGUGUCUGGAUCAAAGGAUAAUUUAGUGAAGCUUUGGGAUCCUCGGGACGGAACGUGCAUUACGACUCUACAUGACUUCAAACACACGGUGAGUAAGACUGUUUUCCAAAAAGGUGGUAACGAGCGACUUUUGGCAGCAUGUUCAAGAGACCACUCUACACGAAUAUUUGACUUGCGUAUGUUGAGAGCGGUUAGUGUGAUUAAAAGUGACAAGGAGACGGAUUUGACUUCGCUUGCGUGGCAUCCAAUACACUCGACAAUGCUCUCCAUAGGAGGCUAUGACGGGUCGCUGUCACAUUAUGACGUUUCCAAGACGGCCGAUAUUGAGGCAUUCAGCAGAACUGCUCCAAAGUCCGAGCUUAACAGCGACAAGACAUCGGGGUCAGUAUCGAAAUCGGGUGGUGGCAAUGUGCCGGACUAUCUUUUGAAUACCUAUGUGAAUCGGGGUGCCCCGAUUGUCUCUGACGCAUGGCAUUCGAUCCCAUAUGCACACGAUAGAGCGAUAUACACGAUGGAAUACCAUCCGUUGGGCCACAUGCUAUGCACGGCAGGUGCAGAUAAGUCCAUGAGGUUCUGGUGCCGGGCACGGCCUGGCGACGAAGCUGGGUUUAACGAUGCUGCACAUUUGGGAGCCGCUGCAGCAAACGUUGCCAAGGUCGAUGAUGCGAGAGAGGUCAGCGGAACUGAGAGCAGGGCAGAUCUUGGCGACGCUACAGAAGGGUCUGUCCUUCCAGGGUUCAGUAUUCCGGGGUUCAGUUAGCGUUGAUAUUAUAGUGUACAAAUGAGAUAGAGAAGAAAAAGAAAAGCCUUUCUUUAGAUACUUAUAUAUAUUUAAUACCUAAUGUAUAGUUGUGAAAAUUAGAAGAGAAGAUAUGAUUUG
This is a messenger RNA of Pichia membranifaciens NRRL Y-2026, 1610 nucleotides long. RefSeq lists its product as hypothetical. Lineage: Eukaryota; Fungi; Ascomycota; Pichiomycetes; Pichiales; Pichiaceae. The record is from RefSeq and is a predicted model, not a curated record. Bases 39 to 1490 code for a protein of 483 amino acids. Gene Ontology annotation, molecular function: protein binding. The transcript has a single exon. Gene Ontology annotation, cellular component: mRNA cleavage and polyadenylation specificity factor complex.